UAUCCACUGCUCAGGUCCCCGUUGGCCACUGGGACACAUCCUUUGGACCACAGGACAAGGUCUAUCUACACAAAACCACACGCCUGUGUCCGUUGGGUUCUGUUAUCAAAGUUCAGCCAGGUGGCGUGUCAACAUAGGUGUCGUCGGUCCGCCCUGUGUUUGCUCUCACAGCCCCUACUCCCUGAUGCGACAGUUACCAGGCGGGAGCAUCUGCCCGUGUCCCGCAGGUUCCACAAAGCAUGCCGUGGCCCGGGAGCGCUCCUCGCAGCUGCGCUCACCGGCAGAGCCAGACCGCACCUGGCAAGCGCACCGUGCCCAGCCCGCAGCCCUCCGAGCGGGAAGAUGGCCCAGCCCGGGAGCUCGCCCUGAGCACCUGCCUCUGACCCCUCGGCCACGUAGCCGGCCUCGUUAGCAGCCCGAGAGCGCGGCUGGGAGCCUCGGGACCGCCAGCCCUGCUCCCAGCUCACCCACAAGAUGUGGACAGCCCUGGUGCUCGCCUGCAUUUCCUCCUUGUCCUUCUCCGAGAGCCGAGUGGCACCCCAGGGUCCAGUGCCCUUCGACUUCAACCAGACGCAGGCUGAUUUAGUCACAAAAAGCACAUCCAGGGAAACGACUGACAGCAUCUUUAACCAAACCUCAGAGGGCGUGACGACGCCCUCUCCUGUCACGUUGGCCAGAGAGGCUUUGGGAGCCAACCACAGCUCCCCUGCCGUCACAGCAGGGAGGACACCCGGGAAUGACGUGGGCGCCUCGGCAGCUGCAGUGGGUCCCGCCAACCUCACGGACUCCAGGGUGCCCACGCCGACGUCCACACAGCCCACGCCGACGUCCACACAGCCCACGCCGACGUCCACACGGCCCACGCCGACGUCCACACGGCCCACGCCGACGUCCACACGGCCCAUGCCGACGUCCACACGGCCCACACAGACGUCCACACGGCCCACGCCGACGUCCACACGGCCAACCCCGGCGUCCACGGCCGCUCUCAGCACACCCCACACCCAGGCACCCAGCAACGGUACGUUGCCACCAGCAGCACCUCGGACGACGCUGGCCACCAGCAUGCAGACUGCUGCCACCGCCACGGCAAAUGCAGGCAGCGCCUGGGGCUCACCGAGUCCCGCCGAGCACACCCCCCGCCACUCCACAGCCAGCCCCACGCUCCCCACGAGUCCCCACGCACUUAACACAUCCACACAAGGUCCCACCACCCAGCCGUCGACUGCCCGACCCGUGGCAGACACAGCAAGUGGGCCCACCCCGCCCCUCGAGAACACAACCCCAGAGCUCACCCGCUCCGUGGCUUCCAUGUCCACCACAGUGGUGACAGCUGAGGGGCCGGCUGCCAGCACAGUGCCAGCUCCUGUGCCACAGGCCAGCCCCACACCUGGGAUGGAGGCCACGUCCCCCACAACACCGCCAAGCCCUGUUUCAUCUCCAGGGGGGGUCACGGGGGCUGCCACGCCCUCCACACUGGAGCAGGUGCGGCCUGAGGCCACAGGUGGCAGUGCUUCCCCCGGGCCAACCCCCGUGAGCUCAGGGGACCCCAAGAUGCCAACCACGGACUCGUGCCAGCUCAGCACCCAGGGCCAGUACAUGGCAGUCACCACCAGGGCCCUGCCCCUGUCCCCCGUGAACAGAGGGGAACUGCUGGCCAUGCUCUUGCUUGGGGUGGCCCUUCUCUUCGCCGUCGUGGUCCUGUUUGCGCUGCAGGCCUACGAGAACUACAAGAAGAAGGACUACACGCAGGUGGACUACCUGAUCAACGGGAUGUACGCGGACUCAGAGAUGUGAGGCGGCCGCGGCCGGCCUUCGGCUCCAGCUGGACCCUCGGGGGCGGGGCCCUCCCCUCCUUCCAGUUCCCUCUGAGACCAAACCAAGUGCUUCCAAACCCUUUGGUGCAAUCCAGGAGACCCGCCAGGCGGUUAAACAUUCAAUUACGGUCAGAUUAACUCCACGUCACUAAAAGGCUGCUUUCUUUUCACAUU
Molecule: messenger RNA, 1991 nt
Organism: Eptesicus fuscus (big brown bat)
Lineage: Eukaryota; Metazoa; Chordata; Mammalia; Chiroptera; Vespertilionidae
Gene: C13H11orf24
Product: chromosome 13 C11orf24 homolog
Exons: 4
Coding region: 475-1797 (440 amino acids)
Cellular component (GO): Golgi apparatus
Source: RefSeq, a predicted model, not a curated record